UCAAAAAAUGAGCAGGGCAGAAAAGUUGUGUCUUUCCCUAUUAAGCUACUGCAAAACACUCCGAAACCUCAACCAAAUCCACGCCUUCGUUUACAAAUCCGGCCUUGAAACUAACCCAUUAAUCGCCGGAAAGCUCCUACUUCUUGGUGCCCUUCAAAUUCCUGAAGCUAUUGAUUACGCUCGCCGUCUGCUCAUCCACAAUCCAAACCCAGAUGUGUUCAUGUACAACACCCUCAUCAGAGGUGAAUCCGAGGCAGACUCACCUAAGAAUUCAGUCAACUCAUUCAUUUACAUGCUGCGAGAAUCAUAUUCCCCUCCUGAUAGUUUCUCAUUUGCUUUUGUACUCAAAGCAGCGGCUACUUUGCGGUGUUUAAGAACCGAGUUUCAGCUGCAUUGUCAAGCUAUGACUCGUGGGCAUGAUACUCAUCUCUUUGUUGGGACUACAAUGAUUAGUAUGUAUGCGGAAUGUGGGUUUGUUGAGUUUGCUUGGAAGGUGUUUGUUGAAAUACCUGAACCAAAUGUUGUGGCGUGGAAUGCAAUACUUACAGCAUAUUUUUGGGGCAGUGAUGUAUGUGGCGCAGAUAAAGUGUUUGGUUUAAUGCCUUUUAGGAACUUGACUACUUGGAAUGUGAUGCUGGCAGCGUAUACUAAAGCCGAGGAACUUGAGCGUGCGGAGGAAUUGUUCUUGCAGAUGCCAAGUAGAGAUGAUGUUUCUUGGAGUACUAUGAUUGUUGGAUUUGCUCAUAAUGGUUAUUUUGAUGAGGCACUUCGAGUUUUCAGGGAGUUGGUUGGGAGUGAAAGUAGGCCCAAUGAAGUGAGUUUGACGGGUGCUUUAUCUGCAUGUGCUCAACCUGGGGCGCUUAAGUUUGGGAUGGUAUUGCAUGCAUUUAUAGAGAAAGUGGGGUUGAUUUGGAUAAGUUCUGUGAACAAUGCACUUUUGGAUACUUACUCCAAGUGUGGAAAUGUGUUGAUGGCUCGUCUUGUCUUUGAGAGAAUGCUUGGGAAGAAAAGCAUUGUUUCUUGGACUUCUAUGAUUGCAGGGUUUGCAAUGCAAGGAUAUGGUGAAGAGGUGAUAAAAAAAUUUCAUGAGAUGGAAGAAUCUGGUACCAGACCUGAUGGGGUCACUUUUAUUUCGGUCCUUUAUGCAUGUAGUCAUGCUGGUUUAGUUGAACAAGGUCAUGAGCUAUUCAGUAAAAUGACAGAAACUUAUGACAUUGAACCAACUAUUGAGCAUUAUGGUUGUAUGGUUGAUUUGUAUGGUAGGGAUGGUCAGCUUCAUAAGGCAUAUAAUUUUAUGGUUCAAAUGCCAGUACCACCCAAGCAGGAGCCUAAGGCAGCAGUAGUCGCAGAUCCUAAGGCCCCAAUAUUUGGGCCUUCAUCCCCACAGCCAGGGCCAGAGGAUAGGGCAAUGAGAGAUAUAGAUUUGUUGCUAACCAGAUUAGCGGUAGGGCGGGCUCGAAGUCAUGGGCUGGGGAGAAAGGUUCAACACAGAGGGCGACGUCCCGAUAGAGAUUAUGAUAGCGGCCAAUAUAAGAAAACUAGGUCGGUCGAGGAUUCAGUGGCUAUGCGCCCUGUAGGGCACGGUACUUAUACAUCAGUAGGUCGUGGUCGGGGCCAUGGUGGACCUUCUAUUUCUAGCGGUCCUUUGAGUCACAUUUAUGCUUUAGCUAGCGGACAGGACCAGGAGGCGCCACCAAAUAUGGCUAUAGGUAUGUUACAAAUCUUCUUCCAGGAUAUAUGUGUUGAUAGAUCCAGGCUCCACUUUAUCAUAUAUGUAUCCCCUUUUGUUGCUAGUCGGGUCAGAAGGAAACUCGAAUUAAUGGACCUGUUUGAGAUAGCCACACCAAUAGGAGACUUUAUUUUAGAAAAGUACGGUGAGGGUAGAUAG
Molecule: messenger RNA, 1888 nt
Organism: Solanum dulcamara
Lineage: Eukaryota; Viridiplantae; Streptophyta; Magnoliopsida; Solanales; Solanaceae
Product: pentatricopeptide repeat-containing protein At1g74630-like
Exons: 3
Coding region: 8-1888 (626 amino acids)
Biological process (GO): RNA modification
Molecular function (GO): RNA binding; protein binding
Source: RefSeq, a predicted model, not a curated record